ACUCGUCAGCCGGGGGCCAGGCCGAGCAGUCGUCUUUUCAACGUUUGGCGGGCUCAUGUUCAAUACAGUAGAGAUGGAUUUCGACGCCUUAUUUAACGAAAAGACAUUUCAGUUUUCAGACUUCCAGGAGUUUACGUUUCUUCCUGGACACCAGAAGUUGACUGAACGAGUGAGAAAACGAUUGUAUUACGGGCUGGACAAGGACGGCGCUCUAGAUGCGCUCUCCUGCCCUGUUACAGAUAUCGCUGUUGAGAUAUUCCAGAAGUCCGCCCCAAGCCCCAUACGCAAGCUCCAGAAGAAGUAUGCUGCGCAUGUUUCCAGGGAGGCCUGCAUCUCCCCAUGUGCCAUGAUGCUGGCUCUCGUUUACAUAGAAAGGCUCCGACACAGAAACCCUGAGUACCUUCAAAAGAUCUCCUCCUCUGACCUCUUCCUGGUCUCCAUGAUGGUUGCCAGCAAGUAUCUUUAUGACGAAGGAGAGGAAGAAGAGGUUUUCAACGAUGAGUGGGGAGCAGCCGGGAAGUUGGACGUCAAGACGGUCAAUAUUCUGGAGAUGAACUUCUUGAAUGCCAUUGAGUGGAGCCUCUUCACAGACCCAAUUGACUUAUUUGAUAUACUGAGUCAACUGGAAACCAGCAUUGCAGAGCGGCAGGGGUUGAAACGCGGCUGGUUCACCUACACUGACCUCUGUGUGCUGCUGGAGCAAUCGGUGUGGAGUCAAGCCCUCACAGCCAUCUCUCAGCACUUUACCAAGGUUUCCUGUAUGCUCGGCCUGGUGUAUCUGACCAGCGUGGCUGGCCUUAUUGCCACCAGCGCUGUGCUGCACCAGCUCAGUCUCUCCAGAAGUGGCACGCCCCUGCUCCCACCUGCUGGUGAGAUUAGCCCGGACCUUCAGACCGCCGACUCGAAAGCAGAAGCUCCUUCUGCAGCCCCGCGCCUCCCCUGUUGCAUUCUGGCCAACAAGAGUCUGAGCCGUCAGACCGGUGCACCUGGAAUCGGCCAGGACCUCCGACAAAAUCCUCCGUCGGCUUCCUCACAGACCUCAGUAUUGUGUCUCUGGGGCUCCCUCCUCGCCUCAAUGGGUCACAUACAUCCAGAAACUCAUUCUGAUCUCGAUGCACCCCGAACCUGGUCGCCGGUCUCCUUCUUCUGUCCUGGCUGUCUUGCGUCCCUCCCUCCUCUUCCGUGCGGACUUAGAAACACCUCAACAGUCUUUUCUCACGCCCCCAUUGGGAACCAUCAGCGUCAUGCACCGUGGCUAGCCUCCAGCCUCCUUGGAGGGGCGGAGAGAAGUCUGAACUCUCGCAUGGGGGGGUUUCCCCCGAUACAGCUUGGACCCUGCCACCCAAAGGCCAUGUUACCAGUCGACAAAGCCCAAGCAUUGAUGAUGCCCGGCUAGUGACUGGCAAACUCCAGUGCUGUCAACCUGUACUAAAGGACUCUGGAGAGCGUUAUUCGUAUGACUCGUCCACCACUUCGUCAUGUUUUGUUUAUUUUUUCAGAUCUGGAAUACAGGUACAAAGGCGAGAGUAAUUGUGCACAGACGGGGAUAAUUUGACAACACAGUAGAGGGUGGAAAGUCACCUGUUGCUCACGAAUUCAGAAUAUAUUUGCCAUAAAUAAAAUGCCAUAGUCAAUGCUCUGCAUCUUGUUUUUAUAUAACAGAGUAUAUCACAAGGGAUUUUUAAAGAUAGUUCAUGUUUUCUUGGCUGCAACCCAACUGUUUUGCCACAUGUUUUAAUCAUUUAAAGUUAAGAGACCCUUCAGGUGGUGUAGAGCCUUUGGGGUGCGUUAUAAUAUUACAGUUGCUUGCUACUUGGCAAGUUAAAGAAAGGUGUGUGUCUAGCAUAUCUGAAAGGUUUUGUUUUUUUACUGAAGGGGUUCUGAGAAGAAGGGACUAAACCAGUUGACUUUGUCUACUUUAAUUUAGGCUUAUCCACAUUUGCUUAGUCUCCGCAUUUCUUUGUCAUGAGGCGUUACAUCAGACAAUGGUCAUACAACUGCAGCAAGCACUGUUUUAGUUUCUACUCCAGAUUGUUGUUACUGUUUGUGAAACAAAGCAUAUUUGGGUGAAAGCGUCAAAGAAAUGAAAUGGACCAUUUGAAUGCAGAACACCGUCGUCAUACCUCAGUGCAACGGUCGUUGGCCACACACGAAAAUCCAUAAACUCCUAUUCUGGUCAGUUGUAGCGUAACGGUUUUGUCUCGUUUUUCUUUCCUUUGGCAACAGGAUAUCACACCAUCCUCACGCCACUUCUCUGUAACAUGGUCAUGUACGACCAUUCAAGAGAUCGGCCGAUAAGUUUCCCAUGCUCCAAUGGGAAUAGGUCUUUAUAUAGAGGAUGGGCUGCAGGGGCUUUCUUGCCAUUUCCUACUGGUUUCUGGAGGGUAACUUCAUGCUGCGGCCCAAUGGAAGUGUUUCUUUGGUCGCGCUUUUUGGACUUUGCGUCUGACUCUAUUUUUCAGUGCAACAUUGGACAUUUCACUCCAUUGUUGCAGCACUGUCGAGCGUGUCUUUUGAAAGAGAUUUACAUGGAACCCCAAGACACCGACUUUGUUAUCGAACCUUUCACAAUAUGGCUCGGCGCGUUUGAAUUUAAUACAGCACGAAGUCCUUUUAAUUUUGUACAAUGUGUAAAAUGCAAAUAGUGUACAAAUCUGUAAAAAAACAAAGCGAAUAAAGGAAGCAUUUCUUUUUGGA
Messenger RNA from Pseudoliparis swirei, 2697 nucleotides. RefSeq names its product cyclin Pas1/PHO80 domain containing 1 (gene cnppd1). Lineage: Eukaryota; Metazoa; Chordata; Actinopteri; Perciformes; Liparidae. Bases 56 to 1396 code for a protein of 446 amino acids. Gene Ontology annotation, biological process: regulation of cyclin-dependent protein serine/threonine kinase activity. Gene Ontology annotation, cellular component: nucleus; cyclin-dependent protein kinase holoenzyme complex. The transcript is spliced from 8 exons. Gene Ontology annotation, molecular function: protein kinase binding; cyclin-dependent protein serine/threonine kinase regulator activity. The record is from RefSeq and is a predicted model, not a curated record.